GGAAUCAAGAUGAUAGCAUAUUUACUACGUAAUGUGAUCCAUUACACACCCAAGGAGGUCCAGUCACGCGAGCUAGAGCUAAGAAGAUGCGUGAAGGUUUAAAUGGCCUUAUUGAGCAGAUCUGGGUUGAAAACAACAUACAACAAGCAAAUCGAAGCUUGGAUGAUUAUCAAGGCAUGGUUUCAAUCAUGUCAAGUGGUGAUGAUAGAAAACACCAAAUGGAUGAUUCCUUCAUGCUCAAAGCUAUGCAACAACAAUUUCAGAGGCUAGACAUCAUGUUUGGUGAAAUUAAAGACAAAAUGGAGAAGCAAGAUGCAACCAUUGCCAAGUUAUACCAAAUACAUAAUGGAAAUCCAAAUUUGCAUAAUCACGGUCUUGAUGACAAUGAUGAAGAUGCAUUCAAUGAUGAUGCCCAGAACUCAAAUUUCAGCAUGGACAGAUUUAUGAGAGGUAGCAUCAAGAUGAAGAUUCCUCUGUUUCAAGGCAAGAAUGAUCCAGAUGUGUAUUUGGAGUGGGAAAAGAAGGUGGAAUUGGUGUUUGAUUUCCAUAAUUGUUCUGAGGAGAAAAAUGUGAAACUAGCAACAGUGGAAUUUACUGAUUAUGUUGUGGGCCUUACUCAAGGGUCUAAAAGCGUUGAGGAUUAUCACAAAGAGAUGGAAAUCGCAAUGGUUAGAGCGAAUGUGGAAGAGGACAGAGAAGCAACUAUGGCACGGUUUAUGCAUGGCUUAAAUCAUGAUAUAGCUAAUGUGGUGGAGCUACAGCAUUAUGUGUGGAGGCAUGUUACCUCGCAAUGUCCUAAUAAGGACUUGAUGAUCUUGAGAGAAGAUGGAGAAAUUGAAACUGAGGGUGAAUCUGAAGAUGAAUCUAUGCCACCAUUAGAAAAUGCUAAUGAUGGUGUGGAAUAUGCUGUUGAUGGAGAACUGCUUGUCACCAGCACUAUUUUAGUUGAAAAGCUUAAUUUACCUAUGACGAAGCAUCCAUAUAAGCUACAAUGGUUAAAUGAUUGUGGAGAAAUCAAGGACUUCAAGGAUGUGUUUCCAAAUGACGUUCCUAAUGGUUUACCACCAAUAAGAGGAAUCGAGCAUCAAAUUGACUUCAUUCCUAGUGCAACAAUUCCAAACCGACCAGCAUAUCGAAGCAAUCCCAAUGAGACAAAAGAACUUCAAAGGCAGGUCGAAGAACUCAUGAAAAAGGGACAUGUAAGAAAAAGCAUGAGUCCAUGUGCUGUUUCAGUGCCACUUGUGCCUAAGAAGGAUGGGACUUGGCUUAUUGGCAUUGGUGCUAUUUUGAUGCAAGAGCGGCGACCUAUUGCAUUUUUCAGUGAAAAAUUGACUGGUGCAGCACUUAACUAUCCUACUUAUGACAAGGAGAUGCAUGCAUUGGUAAGAGCUUUAAAGACAUGGCAGCAUUAUCUUUGGCCUAAGGAGUUCGUGAUACAUAUUGAUCAUGAGUCGUUGAAGCACCUAAAGGGACAAGGUAAGUUGAAUAGACGACAUGCUAAGUGGGUGGAAUUCCUUGAGACGUUUCCCUAUGUAAUCAAGUAUAAGCAAGGAAAGGAAAAUAUUGGGGACGAUGCAUUGUCUCAUAGGUACACACUUAUCUCUACCCUAAGUGCAAAGUUAUUAGACGUUGUGGGAAACCUGGGAACUAAGCUAUUGUUUUCGACUACUUGUCAUCCACAAACUGAUGGACAAACAGAAGUGGUUAAUAGGACGUUGUCAGCCAUAUUGCAUUCUAUUAUUCAAAAGAACCUGAAGAACUGGGAAGAGUGUUUGUCGCACGUUGAAUUUGCUUAUAAUCGAAGCGUCCAUUCAGCAACUAACUAUUCGCCAUUUGAAGUUGUGUAUGGUUUUAAUCCACUUAAUCCUUUAGAUUUAUUGUCUUUACCUAUUGACGAACAAGCUAGUUUGGAUGUGAAAAAGAAAGCUGAAGUGGUUAAGCAACUGCAUGAGAGGGAGCGAUUCCCUGCACAAAGAUGUUCUAAGCUGCAACCAAGAGGCGAUGGACAAUUUCAAGUGAUUGCGAGGAUUAAUGACAACGCAUACAAGUUGGAGCUUCCUGGUGACGAUUUGAGGACAAAUCCUUUUGAGGAGAGAGGGAAUGAUGGGAAUCAAGAUGACAGCAUAUCUACUAUGUCAUGCGAUCCAUUACACACCCAAGGAGGUCCAGUCAUGCGAGCUAGAGCUAAGAAGAUGCGUGAAGCUUUAAAUGGCCUUAUUGAGCAGAUCUGGGUUGAAAACAACAUACAACAAGCAAAUCAAAGCUUGGAUGAUUAUUAAGGCAUGGUAAACAUCAUUCAAGUUCAAGAGAAGCUUAGUUGAGGGCUUGUAACCCUAAUGGGGGAAAGCUAUUGAAUCUGAGUUUUGAGAGACUUUUCUCUUUGGUUCGUUUGAGAACUUUACAGAACUUAUCAAAAUUAUUCUUGUGGCGUUCUAACCUAACUUCUCGUUCUUCAUUGUUCGAGGGUGUGGCGUCAACCGACUUUAUACCUCUAGUUCUUGUUGCGUCAUAGACAACGGGUCAAGGUUUUUACCUUUGGUUCUUGUUGCGACAUGAACAACGGGUUAAGGUCCUAUUAUAAACCUGAUUUACCUUU
Rubroshorea leprosula is the source of this 2596-nucleotide messenger RNA. The record is from the annotation of a GenBank genome assembly. NCBI's taxonomy places the organism in Eukaryota, Viridiplantae, Streptophyta, Magnoliopsida, Malvales, Dipterocarpaceae.